CUACUCAUUCUUGCUUAUAAAUUUUUUGUUAUUACCUCUUCCCUCUUUCUCUCUUUCUCCAUCUAAAUAAUAAAAAGAAAAUAUCAAAGAUUUUCAUCAUUCUCGAAAAAAAAAGCUCAAGUUUUUGGAUCUGCAAACCAUAAAAGCCUUGUUGAUUUGAUGAUUAACAAAAUCAUCAAAUGUAUUGUUAGGAUUAAUUUCAGCAGUUUUUCAUGAAGCCUCCUUGGUUGUUUUUUUUCUGAUUGAGGAAGUUGAAUAUUCUAUUCGAUGUUGAUGAUGGAGAAUAGUGAGGUUGAGGAGAACUUGUUAUCUAUCGGUGAGCCUAAGUUACAUGGAGGAAUGUGCAAGAGCUUAUCAGCUGUAUAUGCAAAAGUGCUGGGAAUAUUUCCUGAACUAGAAGCUGCAAGACCAAGAAGCACAUCUGGUAUUCAAGCAUUGUGUGCUUUGCAUAUAGCCCUUGAGAAAACAAAGACUGUUCUUCAACAUUGUGCUGAAUGCAGUAAACUUUACCUGGCCAUAACAGGAGACUCUAUAGUUCUGAAGUUUGAGAGAGCAAGAUGUGCUCUUGAAGAUAGUCUAAAGCGUGUUGAAGAUAUAGUACCACAAAGUAUUGGCUGUCAGAUCUCUGAAGUUCUGAAUGAACUUCAAGGGAUUGAGUUCUCACUUGAUCUGGCAGAGAAGCAAAUUGGUGAUGAGAUAAUUACAUUGCUUCAGCAGGGAAGAAAAUUCAAUGGUAGUGACAACAAUGAACUUGAGUCUUUUCACCAAGCUGCCUCGAAACUCGGUAUAACUUCUUCAAGAGCUGCUCUUAGAGAAAGAAGGGCUCUGAAAAAGCUCGUUGAACGAGCCAGAGCAGAAGAGGAUAAACGGAAAGAGUCAAUUGUUGCUUUUCUUUUGCAUCUCAUUAGAAAAUACUCAAAGUUGUUUAGAUCUGACUUGUCAGAUGACAAUGAUUCACAGGGUUCAACACCUUGUUCACCCACGGUUCAGGGAUCCUUUGAGUAUGGUAUUGGAGCUGGAAGCAAUAUUCAUGCUUUUGACCGGCAACUUUCAAAACUUAGCUCUUUUAAUUUCAAACCCAACUUUAGGAGGACAGACCAGACGCCUGUUCCUCCUGAAGAGCUGAGGUGUCCUAUCUCAUUACAAUUAAUGUAUAACCCUGUGAUAAUUGCUUCUGGGCAAUCAUAUGAAAAGAUUUGCAUUGAGAAGUGGUUCAGCGAUGGGCAUAACACAUGCCCAAAGACUCAGCAGGAGCUCCCUCAUCUUGGUUUAACUCCUAAUUAUUGUGUGAAGGGUCUGGUUGCUAGUUGGUGCGAACAGUAUGGGGUUCCGAUUCCGGAUGGUCCACCUGACUCCCUUGAUCUCAACUACUGGAGACUGGCUUUGUCUGAAAGUGAGUGCACGAAUUCCAAAUCUACGGGAAGUAUCGUUUCUUGCAAGUUCAAAGGUGUCAAAGUGGUUCCUUUGGAAGAUAGUGGUAUUAUUGAGGAGGCCGAAGGGAUUGAAGUAGAUGAAUCUGUCCAGGAAGAUGAGCUUCAAGACAAUUCUCUUGAAAGAUACGAUGACUUCUUAGCCAUCUUAAAUGAAGGGGAAGAUUACAGGAAAAAGUGCAAAGUGGUAGAACAAAUAAGGCAUCUGCUAAAGGAUGAUGAAGAAAUCAGGAUUUAUAUGGGAGCAAAUGGCUUUAUUGAAGCACUACUAGGGUUUUUGGAGUGUGCUAUACAAACCAGGAAUGAGAUUGCUCAAGAAAUCGGAACCAUGGCCCUCUUCAACCUUGGAGUAAAUAAUAACAGGAACAAGGAGUUGAUGCUGGCGGCGGGUGUUCUUCCUUUGCUGGGAAGAAUGGUUGCUACUUCCAGUGCAAUCAGUGCAGCGACAGCCCUUUACCUGAAUCUUUCGUGCCUUGAGGAAGCCAAGCCCAUUAUUGGUUCUGGUGAAGCCAUUCCAUUCUUGAUCGGAGUCCUACAGCGUGAGACCGAUACUCAAUGUAAGCUGGAUGCCCUCCAUGCACUAUUUAAUCUCUCCAGUAAUCCAACAAAUACUCCACACCUUCUGUCAGCUGGCAUUCUGGAUGGACUGAAAACUCUUAUGUCAUAUACGGAUGACCAUACGACAGAAAAAUGCAUAGCGGUUCUUAUAAACCUAUCUCUAAGUAAAUCUGCAAGGGAUGAAAUUGUGUCAUCUCCUGGUCUUAUCAGUAGUCUUGCAACGGUUUUAGACGUUGGGGAGCCUUUAGAACAGGAGCAAGCUGCAGCUUGUAUGUUGAUAUUAUGCAAUGGAAAUGAGAAAUGCAGCCAAAUGGUCCUUCAAGAAGGAGUGAUACCUUCAUUGGUGUCGGUAUCAGUAAAUGGGACUAUGAGAGGAAAGCAGAAAGCUCAGAAGCUUUUGAUGUUGUUUCGUGAACAGAGACAGAGAGAACCCUCACCAGUUCAAACUCAACCCCGGACUGAAAACACCGAGACAUUGGACAUGCCUUCUGAAGAUUCCAAGCCAUUGUGCAAGUCAACCUCGCGGAAAAAAUUGGGCAAGGCAUGGAACUUCAUGUGGAAGACCAAGAGUUUUUCUGUAUACCAGUGUUAAAUAUUUGUCAUUCCUACCACUAGUAUGUAAAUCUCUAAUUUAUCUCAUCUUCUGUCCUAUCCCAAUGGGUGCGUUCAGUUUUUCUUUGUGGAAGAGAUGUACAGGUCUGGACACUUUAAGGCUUAUCCAUGAGUUAAUGCUAUAGCUCCAUCCUUCACAGGGAAAAAAAAGAACAGCCAUUGAAUGUGAAUAUAAGCUGUUAUUUCCUGAGAUGUAUGUAGCAAUACUAGCUGUUAUUUCCUGGAUGGUUCUUUAUCGAAUCCAAAAUGGAGGAUACCGGGAUAUCAUAUAACGUUCUUAUUCACAUCGUUAUCAUGUACCUUUGUUGGUGGGAAGUAACAGAUACUCGGUGGAACACAUUGUAUGUUGGUUUGGCAA
Messenger RNA from Solanum pennellii, 2958 nucleotides. Its product is annotated as U-box domain-containing protein 45-like. The record is from RefSeq and is a predicted model, not a curated record. The transcript is spliced from 6 exons. Gene Ontology annotation, cellular component: cytoplasm; nucleus. The coding region runs from base 268 to 2580 and encodes 770 amino acids. Lineage: Eukaryota; Viridiplantae; Streptophyta; Magnoliopsida; Solanales; Solanaceae. Gene Ontology annotation, molecular function: protein binding; ubiquitin-protein transferase activity. Gene Ontology annotation, biological process: protein ubiquitination.